UCUCCUUCCAUCCCAGCAAGGAGSUUUUUGGGGGUUWAGCAGUCUGUUCCUGGAAAGCAAGCCAGCGUCUUCCAGAAGAUGUUUUUUUCCUAGGAAAGAGGCAUCCUGGUGCCUGCCAGCUCCUAAUUAGCGCUGCCGGCCUCGGCGCUGGUCUAAUUGGGGCCAGGGCUGAGCCGUAGAGGCCGGUGUCGUGGCGGCCGUGUUCCCGAGCCAGCGGCCGAGGGCAGCGUGCCAGCGGAUCAGCUAAAGCCCGGGGAUGAUGAGCACCGUCGCAGCUGAGCGCCAGCCGGGGCCGGGACCUGGAGGAGCCGCCGGGGCGCGGUGCCGCGGCUGAGGCGGGUGCGCCGAGCGCUGCCGGACCCCUCAGCCGCCGCUCCGGCCCGGCACGUGGAGCCACCGGGGGCCAUCGCCGCGGCCGGACAAGGCGGAUGGAAAGCUGCAGCCCAGCAGGGAGCCUCGCUGGCCGGCUGACGCCCUCCCGCGCCCUAUGCCCGCGCCCUGUGCCGGAGCGGGCGCCGUCCCCGGCUCAGCCACCCGCCGACCAUGAAGUGCUCGUUGCGCUUCUGCUUCCUCUCGACCGCCUUCCUUCUCGUCUUCGUCAUGUCCCUCCUCUUCACCUACUCCCACCACAGCAUCGCCUACCUGGACCCCGGCGGGCUGGGCGGCAUCCACCGGGUGAAGCUGGUCCCGGGCUAUGCCGGGCUGCAGCGGCUCAGCAAAGGGGGGCUGUACCCCCGGGGCUGCGCCUGCCGCCGCUGCCCGCCCGAGGAGCCCGGGGCCACCGACUGGUUUGACGGGCGCUAUGACGGCGCCGUGUCCCCGGUGUGGACCAAGGAGAACAUGGACCUGCCGCCCGACGUCCAGAGGUGGUGGAUGAUGCUGCAGCCCCAGUUCAAGUCCCACAACACCCACGAGGUCCUGAGCAAGCUCUUCCAGAUCGUGCCRGGCGAGGAUCCCUACCGCUCCCGUGACCCACGCCGCUGCCGCCGCUGCGCCGUGGUUGGCAACUCAGGCAACCUGCGCGGCUCUGGUUACGGGCCAGAGAUUGACAGGCACGACUUCGUGAUGCGGAUGAACCAGGCUCCCACGGUGGGCUUUGAGGGCGAUGUGGGCAGCCGGACCACRCACCACUUCAUGUACCCCGAGAGUGCCAAGAACCUGCCCGCCAACGUCAGCUUUGUGCUYGUGCCCUUCAAAACCCUGGACCUGCUCUGGAUCGCCAGUGCCCUCUCCACGGGCCAGAUCAGGUUCACAUACGCACCUGUGAAGCCUUUUCUGCGUGUGGACAAAGAAAAGGUGCAGAUCUACAAUCCUGCCUUCUUCAAGUACAUCCACGACCGCUGGACGGAGCACCACGGGCGCUACCCCUCCACUGGCAUGCUGGUGCUCUUCUUUGCCCUCCAUGUCUGUGACGAGGUGAACGUCUUUGGGUUYGGUGCUGACAGCCGGGGGAACUGGCACCACUACUGGGAGAACAACCGCUACGCCGGGGAGUUCAGGAAGACGGGGGUGCACGAUGCCGACUUCGAGGCACACAUCAUCGAYAUGCUGGCCAAAACCAGCAAGAUCGAGGUUUACCGGGGAAACUGAGGGCUGAGCCUCCGGCUCCCUGCUYUGCCAGGUCCUGCUGCCUGCGGGGACAGAGGGUGAAGGUCUCCCUGGUGGCCUCGGGCGACGAGCGCCGGAUGGGCAGCGCAGCUCCGCGUUGCUGACAGAGCCACCCCGGUGGCAUUUGGUGCCUCCAGCAGCCAAUCAGGUUCAGAGCUAAAGGAGACUUUUUGCUUUUUUUUUUUAAUUAUAAUUAUUAUUAUUAUUAAGAAACCCAGCUGAGAAAGGAUUUAUAAACACAAUCAGUGACUGACCAGGCGGCAGGGGCGGCCGCCUUGCAUCUCUCUACAGUCAAACCAAAUGCUGCUCUUUUUAAAACAAGACAACCCCCCCGCCCCGAAGCYGUGUGACUUUGGGGAAUCCCUCGAGCGUCGUGUCCGGGACGAGGUGGCUGAGGGAGCUGUGGYGGCUGCGCAGCCUCACCUGUGGAACCAGCUGCUUCUUUUUUCCUUUAUUUUGGUGUUUUUCUUUUACCCACCUGGGGCAGCUGAUGCUGUAGUUUCUCCAGGGAAGGCUCCUGGUACAGGGGAAGGUUCCAGCGCACAGAUCCAUGGUGGGAUGCCAGAAACUGCAGGAAGCCAACCAUCAUCGAUGCUCUGCUGCAGGCUGCCAACUGCUGGCACAGCUGUGCAGGGAGAUUGAAGAAGAACCCUACCUUUGGGGCCCAGCAAUCCCUGUUCUUCUACCUGAUGACUGGGGAAGGGUAGGACAGAUUUCGGGAGUGACUGUACAGAGGCAGCUAAGAAAUCUACAGGAGUAGCAGCCUGGUUCCUCUGGCUGAGCUCUGUGAGCACUUGUAGGAUGCUCAAGGGGUUGUGGGAUGCAGCAGGGUCAAGGAGAAAGGAUUUCCUUUGCUUUCAGGCUGAGAAAAAACAGAUCAGAGAUUAGUGGUGAGUGAACUGUGCUUUYGGUUUUGUGUUGCUCUAAACAGCUCUGGUGAGAAGCUGAAAUCCCAAAGUCUUUGCUCCGUUUGCCACAGUGGCGCUUGGUUUACACCAGUCUGGUACAGCCGGUGCCCUCAGGGUCCCCAGGGCUGCCC
Malurus melanocephalus (red-backed fairy wren) is the source of this 2647-nucleotide messenger RNA. RefSeq names its product ST3 beta-galactoside alpha-2,3-sialyltransferase 2 (gene ST3GAL2). Lineage: Eukaryota; Metazoa; Chordata; Aves; Passeriformes; Maluridae. The coding region runs from base 544 to 1590 and encodes 348 amino acids. The record is from RefSeq and is a predicted model, not a curated record. The transcript is spliced from 8 exons. Gene Ontology annotation, molecular function: beta-galactoside (CMP) alpha-2,3-sialyltransferase activity.